AUGUGGGUAAAAAAUGCCACACCUAAAAUGGCUGGUGAUAUGAGCAUUUUGCCAUAUCUAGUACUGCCUGGACCAGUUGAAAUAGAUGAAGCUAAAAUAGGCAGACAAAGAUGGCAUUUUAGAGGUGAGUUUCCAAAAAAGAUCAAGUGGGCAUUCGGCAUGUUUUUAUCGAUUUUGAAAAGACAUCUCAGAGCAGGAACAGUAAUGCAUUCAGAUCAUCAUUCAUCGUAUGUGGUACUGAGAUCAGCCAAAUCAUUGUUAGCUAAAUACGGUUUCUAUCAUUAUUGGGUUAAUCAUUCGAAUCUCUAUGUGCAUGAGAAGUUCUCAUUUGUAAUGACUGGUAAUAUAGAAAGAGUGUGGAGUUAGCUUAGGCAUAUGAUGAUGCCUCUUAAGUUUUAAAGAAAUUCUAAGAGAAUUGAAGAAUAUCUUUGCACCUAUAUGCUUUAAUAAAUGGUUAAAAAUAAGUAAAGAGAAUCUUGGACAUUAAAAAUGCUAAGAGAUUUCUACUUUCAUCAGUAUUACAUAUUUCUAAAGCAUAGAAAUGCAGAGGAAGAUCGAGUUCCCGGUCUUAGGUCGAUUGAGGACGUUAAUACUAAGAUAGAAGAAGUCGGCAUGUUUUUUAGAGACUAUGAAUAGGAGUAUCAUGCUAGAAACCUAGCAGGUUAUACGUUAUUUAAGAAUGAAGACCUUGAAGAUGUAGUUAAACCUUUGUCAACCCAGGACAUCGAUCCUUCUAUCUAGAAUCUCAAAUAUGAUCCACAUAAGCAUAUCUUUCUUUCAAAUAAAUCAAGAGAUGAUAUUGUAAUGCACUUAGACCCUCGAGAAGAUAAGAAACUGAGGCUGCAGUAUAUAAAAUUUUACGAAGAGGACCAGGGAGUAGGCUGGUAUAAAAAACCUCAUCAUCAAGAUAUAAGAGAAAUUAAAAAUAGUAAUAUUGGCGGAAUAAAUAGCAAAUUGAAUGAUAAUAGAAAUGAUUUACUUAAUAGCAGAUAAAACAGUAAAGGUGCAAGUAGUACAAUUGUUGAUUUAACAUAGGAUGAUAAUCCUGAUGAUUAGGAUAAAUAAAAAACGAAGAUCGGUCCUAAUGCGUCCAGGUUUCCCAAUCCAAUAAAUGAAGAAGAGGAGUUGGGAGGUGAAUAUACAGGCAUAGAUAUAUCCUCCUUGAGCAGAGAUAAUGGUAUCAGGUGUUAUUACAGAGUUUUGCACCAAGGCUAUCUGGAUGGAGGAAUUACUCUAGCAUAGAGUGCUCUUGAAAAGGAAAAUGAAUUAAACAAUGCAAAAUUAUCUGAUGACGAACUUAUGAAUCAAUUUUCUGAUUGA
This is a messenger RNA of Stylonychia lemnae, 1320 nucleotides long. NCBI's taxonomy places the organism in Eukaryota, Ciliophora, Spirotrichea, Sporadotrichida, Oxytrichidae. The record is from the annotation of a GenBank genome assembly.